This is a messenger RNA of Drosophila elegans, 1484 nucleotides long. It is a transcript of the gene Rsbp15, whose product is annotated as fibrous sheath CABYR-binding protein. The transcript has 4 exons. The record is from RefSeq and is a predicted model, not a curated record. Lineage: Eukaryota; Metazoa; Arthropoda; Insecta; Diptera; Drosophilidae. Gene Ontology annotation, molecular function: protein binding. Bases 108 to 1373 code for a protein of 421 amino acids.
AAUAAAACGGUAACCGUUUUAAAAUAUCAUUGUCAUAUUCAUCACAGUCAAGCCGUUGUCUGUUCAAAAUUAUAGAAUUCUAGCAUUAUAUUUCUGAAUAAAUCCAGAUGAAUUACCUGAUUCAACGCGGAAAGUUGCGCCAGCAGUCGAUUAAUGUGCCGGAGGGUUUGCCGGAACUUCUGUCGGACAUUACGCGCGAGGUGUUACGAUGCCAGCCAAAGAAGGAGUGCCUCUGCCAGUUCAUCAUCGACUAUCUGCACUCGGUGAUCGUGACCAGGGAGAAGGCGUUGGUGGCCAAGUCCAUUUUGGACAGGUCUCUUCGGGAGGUGGACAGCAUAAUAUCAGAUCUGUGCGUCUGCGACUUGGCCAAGGAGAAGUCGGAGCUGAUGGGCCAGGUGCUGGAGGACUGUUUCCGCAACUUCCUCGAGAAGCGUCGCUGCGAGAUGCGGCGUGGCAAGCAGACCAUAAACUUCGAGGAUGUGGACAUACUGGAGGAGCUGCUGCAGAAGUGUCAGUUCUCCGACGAGGAGCUGAUCCUGUCGCGUCCAGCCAUCGAGAGUGCCUACAAGCGCUUCGUGGACGCCUACAUGUCCGCGCAACGUGGUGCUGAUGGAACCGAGCUGCUCUACCAGUACUUCCGCGACCGGGAGCUGAAGCGCAUCAAUGAGGCGAUGCGCGAACAGGCGGCCAUCACCAUUCAGUCGGCUUGGCGGGGUUACUGGGUCCGUCUCCAGUUCCCCCAGGAAGUGUGCGUCUGCGUCUGCGCGGCGGAUAAGGAGGACGACGAGGAGGAGAGGCGCAGGCAAAUGGCAGCGAGCAUCAUUCAGCGCUUCUUCCGCAAGGUCAUGUUGCGCGUUGCCACUAAGCCCAUCACAGAUCCCUGUGGGGAACCUACAGAGCCAACAGAAAUUACGGCGAGCUCGUCGCCGGAGGCAGGGAAGAGUGAUGCGACUGUCCCGACUGCAGCAGAAACUUCGGGAACUGCGCCAGGAACUGCUCCAGGAACUGCUCCAGGAACUGCUCCAGGAACUGCUCCAGGAACUGCGCCGGGAACUGCGCCGGGAACUGCUCCGGCAACGGCCCGACCCUCGGAAACUGUUUUGGCAGAGCCGGAAGCCCAAGCUGAGGAAGCUCAACCACAGGCUCCAGAAGCAGCGGUGGAAGAGGCACCACCUGCAGUCGUCGAAGAGGCUGCACCACCUCCCGUCGAAGAGGCUGCCCCGGCACCACCACCACCCGCCGAGGAGCCUGCACCGGCGGAGGAGCCUGCACCGGCGGAGGAGGCCGCACCACCGGCUGAAGAAGCCGCACCACCGGCUGAAGAAGCCGCACCACCGGCUGAAGAAGCACCCGCCGAGGCAGCAGUCGAGUAGAUGAAACAAAACCAUCUUUAUUAGUUUUCCUCUUAGUUGUUAAAUUUAUUUUUCCUGCAAGUGAAUAAUAUAAUCUGAAGGGGAGUAAUCCUCAACCCCCUUACGAUUCCA